This is a messenger RNA of Fusarium poae, 1275 nucleotides long. RefSeq lists its product as uncharacterized. The record is from RefSeq and is a predicted model, not a curated record. Gene Ontology annotation, biological process: secondary metabolite biosynthetic process. The transcript is spliced from 3 exons. Gene Ontology annotation, molecular function: FAD binding. The coding region runs from base 1 to 1275 and encodes 424 amino acids. NCBI's taxonomy places the organism in Eukaryota, Fungi, Ascomycota, Sordariomycetes, Hypocreales, Nectriaceae.
AUGACUAAACCAUCGAGCAAUCAAAAGGCAUUCGACAUCGCCGUAAUUGGAGGCGGUAUCGCAGGCCUCACCCUUGCCAUCGCUCUCCACCGCCGCAACAUCCCCGUCACCCUCUAUGAGCGAGCUGACAACUUCCACGAGAUUGGUGCUGGAGUCUCAUUUACUCCCAAUGCAGUACAGGCUAUGAAGGUCUGCCAUCCUGGUGUCAGCGAAGCUUUCCACAAAGUCUGCACCUGGAACGCCUGGGAAUCUAAAAAGAAGACGUGGUUCGACUUUCUCGACGGCACUACCGAGGAUGGUAAAACUGCCUUUAGUAUCAAGACUUCAUUGGGUCAGAAUGGUGUUCACAGAGCUCAUUUCCUCGACGAACUGAUCCAUCUUCUACCGUCAGAAAGGGUAAAAUUUGGAAAGCAAAUUGAGCAGGCCGAAGAAGACUCUGAUGGCAAGAUUCGCAUGACCUUUUCCGAUGGGUCAACAGCACACGCUGAUGCACUGAUUGGAUGUGAUGGUAUUGGAUCUCGCGUCCGUAAGAUGAUUGUGGGAGAGAAACAUCCAUCUGCUCGGCCCCAAUAUUCUCACAAGUACGCUUAUCGAGGUCUCAUACCUAUGGACAAGGCUAUUGAAGCUGUCGGUGAGGAGAGAGCCCGAAAUGCGUGCAUGCAUAUGGGACCUGAUGGUCAUAUACUGACAUUCCAAGUCAACCAUGGCGAGAAGUUGAACAUUGUCGCCUUCCGAACAGAUCCGAACGAGUGGGACAACCCUAGCAAGAUGACCAAGACUGUUCAUCGCCAAGAUGCUCUUGAUGACUUCAAGGGCUAUAAUAGCCUGGUGCGAAAUCUCCUAGCACUUACAGAGGAGACACUAAGCAUUUGGGCCAUCUUCGACACUGGUGAUAAUCCCGUCCCUACAUUCUACAAAGGCAGGAUGGCCAUCCUCGGUGACGCUGCCCACGCCUCAAGUCCCCAUCACGGCGCUGGAGCAGGGUUCUGCAUAGAAGACAGCGCAGUCAUGGCAGAGCUGUUGGCCGAUGAAAAAGUGCAGAACCGCACAGACCUAGAGGCAGUGUUUGCAGCCUUUGACGCAUCAAGAAGGGAGAGGACGCAAUGGCUAGUGCAGAGUAGCCGAUUUGUUGGAGAUGCUUACGAGUGGCGAGCCAAGGGCGUCGGCAAGGAUAUUCCUGGGAUCGAGAGGGAGAUCAACGAGAGAAUCGCGGUCAUUUCAGAUGUUGAGAUUGCAAAGUCUUGUGAGAUGGCAAGGGAGAAGUUGAGCCUGUGA